This is a messenger RNA of Prunus armeniaca (apricot), 297 nucleotides long. Lineage: Eukaryota; Viridiplantae; Streptophyta; Magnoliopsida; Rosales; Rosaceae. The record is from the annotation of a GenBank genome assembly.
AUGGCAUUUGCUAGGCUCUUGGCUCAAAUAAUUAAAUUACGAGCCCAAUUCCCAUAUUAUCCCAUUAAGUCAAUCAAACUCGAUAAUGCUUGUGAAUUUGCAUCUCAGACUUUUGAUGAUUACUGCAUGUCACUAGGCAUUGACAUUGAACAUCCUGUUCCUCAUGUUCAUACUCAAAAUGGCUUGGUAGAAGCUUUAAUUAAGCGUCUUCAAUUGAUAGCACGCACUUUCAUCACUUGUGCGGUUGAGGCUCGUUGCCAACAAUCAAUAUUCUCCAAUACAACUAGUGUUAGGUAA